AUGCCGGCGGGAGUUCCCAGGUUGUAUCCUGCCGAGAUCAUACCCAUACCGCUACUGGACCCGUUGCUCGAGGCCAACAAUCUGAAGCUGAUGGUGUGCGCUGCCUGGGCUCUUGGCGUGAUUUCUGUUAUCUUGUGUUUCCUGUUGCCUUCUUGGUUUCCAAAAUACCGCCGUUGGGCGUACUAUCAGGACGUCACUUCUCUGGAUGCUGCUACAGAAUUGAUGGUCCAAUCCCCGGGGAGGAAGGCGGCCUUUUGCGUGAUCCGGAAGGGGUACAGAUAUCGAAUUGACGCCGACGGAAAAAUCGAUCGCACACGUGUGCGCGAAGGCCCGGUCGUUACCUACAAUUCGAAAAUAUACCUUGUUGCGCCUGCCAAGUUUCAUCCUGAGCGCGCAAUAAAGUACACGACGUAUGGGGACGGGGAGAGACUAGUUUUACUGGCUCCUCAGUACAGUAUUGAGGAGGAAUUCCGUUUUUACGAAGCUGCCGAAGGGCUGAAGACCAAGGUUCACGUAAACGAUGCGAUGAAGGUUUUCGGUCGGAAUUUGCAGGACAUUCCGACGCCUGGUUUUAUGGAGCUAUUUGCGGAACAUGCAGUGCAGCCUUUGUUCGUGUUCCAGAUAUUUUGUAUGUUGCUUUGGUUGCUGGAUGAGUAUUGGCAGUACAGUUUGGUGAGUUUGGGUAUUUUGGUUGCCUUUGAGGCGCAGAUGGUAGCUCGGCGUCGUCGAGACUUGGGACAGAUUAAAUCGAUGCACAUGCCUCCGACGCCAGUGUUGUGUUUGCGUCAGAACAAGUGGUGGAAGAUGAGCAGUGCGGAUUUGUUGCCGGGUGAUUUGUUCAGUCUUGCUAUGAACAACGACCUGCGCAGUGUAGCGAUGUACCCCGGGGGCAGUCCGAUUCCCAAGACCCGUUUUGCAGGUGAAGAGCAGAGUGUGGGUGUGCCUUGUGACGCAAUAAUUGUUCGGGGUUCGAUGGUGGUGAAUGAGGCGAUGCUGACGGGUGAAUCGUUGCCUCAGAUGAAAACCGGGGUGACGGGUUCCGUUGAUUCGCACGUGGUGUAUGACAUGACGAACAAACACAAGAUCCAUACGCUGUAUGCGGGGACGACGUGUUUGACGGAGACCCCAGUGGCGAAUGAAGCGGAGUCCGUGGGUGGUGCAGCCUUAUACUGUCUUCGAACGGGUUUCCAGACUACUCAGGGUAAACUGAUCCGGACCGUGUUGUACAGUGCUGAGAACUCGACCAGUUCGAGCAAGGAAGCCCUCCUCUUUCUUUUGGUCCUAACCAUUGUCGCUGUCUUUGCCUCUGGCUACGUGCUCUGGCAUAGCUGGGGACUGCCCAACCGUAACCACUACAAGCUGCUGCUGCACUGCGUCAUGAUCAUCACCUCUGUGGUCCCACCGGAGUUACCGAUCACCAUGUCCAUUACCGUCAACGCUUCAGUCAACGCUCUCUUCAAGGAAAAACUUUACUGCACCGAACCAUUCCGGAUCCCACCGGCCGGCAAACUCACCUAUUGCUGCUUCGAUAAGACGGGCACACUCACCACUAGCGAAGUAGUGUUGGAGAACAUCUACACGCCGGACAACAAAUGCGUUGAUGCGCUCGCGGUCGUGUCCGAACGCGAUGCCAAGGAACGAGGCAAGACCCCCUCGACCCCAGGUGGCCUCACGUCCGGUGGCCUCACGUCCGGGAGUCCCCCAUGCGGUGUAGAGGAGCUUGCAUUGGGUGCUCGGUUGGCGAUGGGAUGUUGCAAUUCGCUGAUAGCGGUGAAGAAGCGAUCGCGGUUGCCUGCGCACAUGCGACAGGCGGGUGGUAAGGCGGUGGAGGAGGCGUUACAGAUAAUCGGUGAUCCGUUGGAGAAGACGGCGGCACAGUUGGUGCAAUGGAGUCCGGUGUUGAAUCAGACAGAGGAGUAUGUGCAUGGGGGGUCGCGUGUGCAAGUAUUGCGUCGGUUCCCGUUCGCUUCGGAGUUCCGGCGUCAGACAUCGGUGAUUCGUCUGGAGGGGAGUACCCCGGGGGGGAGUGCGAGACAUUUUGUGGUUUGUAAGGGAGCCCCGGAGACGGUGGGUGCGCUCUGUGGGGAAAUCCCGGAUUGGUACUUGGGCAAGGUGGAUGAGUUGGCGCUGCGAGGCCGACGUGUGUUAGGUGUAGCGUGGAAGGAGGUUGAGCCACGGGUCGCACAGGCUGCACGCACACUUGAGCGCCAAACGCUGGAGGCCGACUUGGAAUGUGGCGGACUGUUGGUGUAUGGCUGCCCUAUAAAACCUAAGACCGUCGAGACCAUCCGGGUUCUUCGUCAGUCCGGCCACGCCACAGUUAUGAUCACGGGCGACGACCCCAGGACCGCCGCACACAUCGCACAACAAGUCGGCAUGGUACCCCCCGAGAACGAGGUAUGGCUAAUCGCCGAGGUUCUCAACCACAACAACAGCCCCAUGGCAGACGGUACCGCAGAUUAUACCGACGAGCGACUCACAGACCUCUCAAGUUCGGCCGAACAACUCUUAACCAAGACCACAACCGGACCGGGGAAGGUUGAUGAGACCACUCAGAUGGGAGGGGAGAGCGAAUCCUUAUUGACGGAGAGUGUGCGAUUAGUGACGCGCGAUCGGCAACAAGAGCGUGUAGUUGAGGUUAAUCGGUUAGAUGAGGUUAAUCGGUUAGAUGGCAGUGGUGGUAGUUUAGUGCUGGUUGGUGCAGUGAUGUCUAAUAUGUCGGAGCGCGUGUUGGAAACUGUGUUGCCGUUAUGUACGAUAUUCGCACGUGUGACGCCGGCUCAGAAGGAGGUGAUAUUGAAAGUGUUAAAUCGUGCAGGUGAGACAACAUUGAUGUGUGGUGACGGCACGAAUGACGUGGGUGCUCUAAAAGCGGCGCACGUGGGUGUGUCUUUAUUGAAUUUCGAAGUGGAGAAAAUUGUGGAGAACAAGGCUGAGCGCGAGGCGGCUGCGAAGCGGCUGGACUUGUCUGUGGAGCCGGUGGAUGUAUCUCGAAAACGGCGGUUGGGACUCGGUCUGAAUGCGAAGCAGAUUCAACAAUUGGAGCGUAUGGAGUCGCAAUUCGUGGCGCAGCGUACACAGUUAGCAGCCUUGCCAGAGUCCUGGAGGAACCGUCUGUUGCCCAUGUUAUUCAAGAACAUUGUAACGUUAGAAGAGCGCAUGGCCCAAAACAACUUGGCACAGGUGGCUGGGCAGUCAUCAUCUGGUCUGGCAACGGCGUUGGAUGAAUUUGACGACGGCGUAAUGUUGCGUCCGGGCGAUGCGUCCAUGGCUAGUCCUUUCACGUAUCGAGGGCAAUCAAUCCGUUGCAUCCAGUUAUUGGUGCGGAUGGGUAAGGCGACACUGGCCAUUGUGAUGAUGAACUACAAGCUUAUGGCACUCAACUCCAUCACUAUGGCAUUCAGUUUAAGUGUGCUUACACUAAACGGAGUUAAGUUUGGGGACGGUCAAGCAACAGCCGAAAGUCUAUUUGUCUCUGUGCUCUACAUGUCUGUGAGCAAUGCACGAGCCGCCAAUUCAAUUUCGCGCGAUCGUGUCAUCGACUCCCUAUUCGACCCACAUUUCUAUCUCUCCAUUGUCGCCCAAAGUGCCGUACAUGUCGCCACUUGCGCCGCUGCCUGGCUCCUUGCACGCGCACAUUCAGACACACCCUCAGGACCCAUGGACGGACCCUUCCAACCCAACCUUGUCAACACUGUCGUCUUCCUCAUGGACGCCGCACAACACGCUAGCACAUUCCUAGGCAACUACGAAGGCGCACCCUUCCUCACCUCCUGGAAAGAUUUCAAGAUACUCUCACGCACACUCUGUGCAUUCAUCGCCGUCAUAUUCAUUGUCGCACUCGAAAUAUUACCAGAACUCAACAAAUUACUUAAACUAGUCCCCAUGCCCACCAACUCCUUCCGAUACACCAUGGUCGCGCUCCUGCUCGUUGACUUACUCGGAGCUUCCGCCAUGGGCAUUCUCGCCACCAAGUGGGGCCGUCGACGGAAGACGCUCUUGGUCGCCAAAAUAUAG
Molecule: messenger RNA, 4017 nt
Organism: Gregarina niphandrodes
Lineage: Eukaryota; Apicomplexa; Conoidasida; Eugregarinorida; Gregarinidae
Product: putative P-type ATPase
Exons: 2
Coding region: 1-4017 (1338 amino acids)
Cellular component (GO): membrane
Molecular function (GO): ATP binding; ATP hydrolysis activity; P-type transmembrane transporter activity
Source: RefSeq, a predicted model, not a curated record